Oldenlandia corymbosa var. corymbosa is the source of this 1146-nucleotide messenger RNA. The record is from the annotation of a GenBank genome assembly. Lineage: Eukaryota; Viridiplantae; Streptophyta; Magnoliopsida; Gentianales; Rubiaceae.
AUGGGGAAUCAGCUCAUGGGAUUUUGGGGUUUAGCAGUGCUAAUUGGUUUGUUGCUCCAAAUUAGCCAAUGGGGUGUGGAAAGUUUUGAUUUUGAUGAGUUCUUUUUCAAUAGAACUGAAGUUUCAUCUCUCUCAGAGUCAGCCUAUGGUGUUAGUAAUGGUGCUGCUCAGCCUUUAAUGGUGGGUAUUACCCUCAUUGAAAGAGCUGCUGCUCAAGGGGCUGUAUGCUUGGAUGGAACAUUACCUGCUUAUCACUUUCAUCCAGGAUUUGGGUCUGGGGCAAACAGCUGGCUUGUCCAAUUGGAGGGUGGAGGAUGGUGCAACAACGUCAGAUCAUGUGUUUUCAGGAAAACAACAAGACGAGGAUCUUCAAAAUUCAUGGAGAAGCAGCUGGCAUUUACAGGGAUACUUAGCAACAAACCUGAAGAAAAUCCAGACUUUUUCAACUGGAACAGAGUAAAGGUUCGUUAUUGUGAUGGAGCUUCAUUUGCAGGGGAAGGUGAAGAUAAGGUUGCACAAUUACAAUUCAGAGGACAGCGCAUAUAUCGGGCUGCAAUGGAAGAGUUAAUGUCAAAGGGCAUGCGUUUUGCAGACAAUGCCCUUCUUUCAGGAUGCUCUGCUGGUGGCCUAGCUUCUAUAUUGCACUGUGACGAGUUUGGGGAGAUGUUCUCAAGAAAUACUAAAGUCAAAUGUCUCGCUGAUGCUGGAUUAUUUAUGGAUGCGGUUGAUGUAUCUGGGGGACGCUCACUAAGAAACUUCUUCAAUGGUGUGGUAACCAUGCAGGGCGUCGAGAAGAACCUGCCUGGCACUUGUACUAGCCGCAUGGAUCCAACUUCAUGCUUCUUCCCUCAGAACUUGAUUGCCAACAUCAGGACCCCACUUUUUCUUCUUAAUGCUGCCUACGAUGCAUGGCAGGUCCAAGCAAGUUUGGCUCCUCCCACGGCUGAUCCUCAUGGAGCUUGGCGUGAUUGCAAAUUGAAUCAUCAACGAUGUUCUGCAACUCAAAUCCAAUUCCUGCAAGGUGAGAAAGUUCACCACCCCAUUGCUAUAGUUACAACGUUUGUACUUGGCAUCCAAAAUGUAAGCAAUAAAUUGCAAUUGCUGAGGAACAAGGUUACCUUAUUGGAAAUAGCUUAUGCAUUAUAA